AUGAUUGUCCAAGAGAUCUGGGGGUGCAUUUCGCUGCCCCGGCUGCUUCUGGGGGUGAGCGUUUUGCUAGGCAUUUUAACGAGUGGGUAUGUCAUCUACAACCGGUUCUUCCACCCGCUGCGCCGGAUCAAAGGCCCCGUCCUGGCGUCCGUCACGCCCUGGGUGCAACUAUACCACGGCCUGAAAGGCGACCGCCACCUGUGGCUUCAUCGCCUGCACCAGGAGUACGGGACGCACGUGCGCGUGGCGCCCAAUUUCGUCUCCGUCAACACGGCGCAGGGUCUACACGACAUCUACGGGCACGGAAAGCGGCUGAAGAAGGCCAAUUUCUACAAUGCCUUCCCGGCCAUCAAGGGCGUGUACAACACGCACAACGUGAUCGAUAAGACGGUGCACGGGCGCAAGCGCCGCGUGCUGAGCCAGGCGUUCUCCGACCAGGCGCUCAAGAGCAUGGAGGACGUCAUCCUGCUGCAUGUGCGCCAGCUGUGUGCGGCGCUGGCGGGCCCGCAGGCCGACGGCCACCAUGCCGAGGAGCAAAAGGGCACCGUGCAGAACAUCGGCGACUGGUUCAGCUACCUCACUUAUGACGUUAUGGGCGAGCUGUGCUUUGGCAAGAGCUUCGACAUGCUUGUUUCCAGCGGCCGGCGGAAGAUGAUCGAGCUGGUCGAUCGCGCGGCGAACCGGCAUUAUGUGUGUGGCCUGUGGAUGCCUCUGGAUAGCUGGCACCUGGACCAGAUCUUCAUCCACCGGCUGACGAACGACCGGUGGAACUUCAUCAUGAAGUCGCGGGUGGAGGCCAACGAGCGGGCCAAGGAGCGCGCGCAAGCGGGCCACGACUCCAAGAAGGACUUCUUCUACUAUCUGCUCAACGCCAAAGACCCCGAGACAGGCAAGGGCCUGACGACACCCGAGCUCUGGGGCGAGGCCAACGUGCUCAUGAUCGCGGGCAGCGACACGACCUCGACGACCCUGGCGGCGACCAUCUUCUACCUGGUGCGCAAUCCGGCGGCGCUGGCCAAGCUGAAGAAAGAGGUCCGCGAGGCCUUCAGCACGGUCGAGGACAUCGUCAGCGGCGCCAAGCUAAACGAGCUGUUGUAUCUGAAGGCGUGCCUGGACGAGGCGCUGCGGCUGGCGCCCGCCGUGCCGGGCGCGCCGCCGCGCGAGGUCAUGGAGGGCGGCGCCGUCGUGGACGGGGUGUUCCUCCCCGCGGGCACGGACUGCGGGACCCCCACGCUCUCCAUCCACCGCCAGCCGCAGUACUACCGCGAGCCGGGGGCGUAUCUGCCCGAGCGGUGGAUCGAGGGCGCGACGUGUCGGGCCCCGACGGGCGACGAGUGGCAGACCACGAAAGAGGACGUUGAGACGGCGCGUCGCGCGUUCUGCCCGUUCAGUAUCGGGCCGCGCGGGUGCAUUGGGAAAAGUAUGGCGUUUAUGGAGAUGCGCCUAACGAUUGCGCGGCUGAUGUUCCUAUACGACCUGGAAAAGGCCGAUGGCACCGGCGAAGACGAAGAGGGCCAUCUGGCGUUGGUGGACCAUUUCACCAGCGCCAAGCAGGGACCGAACGUGAUUGUCCGCCGGAGAGCUGAGUAG
Molecule: messenger RNA, 1590 nt
Organism: Aspergillus terreus NIH2624
Lineage: Eukaryota; Fungi; Ascomycota; Eurotiomycetes; Eurotiales; Aspergillaceae
Product: cytochrome P450
Exons: 3
Coding region: 1-1590 (529 amino acids)
Molecular function (GO): monooxygenase activity; oxidoreductase activity, acting on paired donors, with incorporation or reduction of molecular oxygen; heme binding
Source: RefSeq, a predicted model, not a curated record